UAUGCACCAACAUCCACAACGUCACCAUCAUCUACAUCUUCACCAUCAUCUACAUCAUCACCAUCAUCUACAUCUUCACCUUCAUCUAAAUCAUCACCAUCAUCUACACCGUCACCUUCAUCUACACCAUCACCAUCAUCUACACCUUCAUCUACACCAUCACCAUCAUCUACAUCUUCACCUUCAUCUACACACUCACCCACAUCUACAUCUUCACCUUCAUCUACAUCUUCACCCUCAUCUAUACCUUCACCCUCAUCUACAUCUUCGCCUUCAUCUACACACUCACCCUCAUCUACAUCUUCACCUUCAUCUACACACUCACCCUCAUCUACAUCUUCACGUUCAUCUACAUCUUCACCCUCAUCUAUACCUUCACCUUCAUCUACAUUUUCACCUUCAUCUACACACUCACCCUCAUCUACAUCUUCACCUUCAUCUACACACUCACCCUCAUCUACAUCUUCACCUUCAUCUACAUCUUCACCCUCAUCUAUACCUUCACCCUCAUCUACAUCUUCGCCUUCAUCUACACACUUACCCUCAUCUACUUCUUCACCUUCAUCUACACACUCACCCUCAUCUACAUCUUCACGUUCAUCUACAUCUUCACCCUCAUAUAUACCUUCACCUUCAUCUACAUCUUCACCUUCACCUUCAUCUACACCAUCACCCUCAUCUACAUCUUCACGUUCAUCUACACACUCACCCUCAUCUACAUCUUCACCAUCAUCUACAUCAUCACCAUCAUCUAAAUUUUCACCCUCAUCUACACCAUUACCGUCAUCUACACCGUCACCUUCAUCUACACCGUCACCUUCAUCUACACCUUCACCUUCAUCUACACCUUCACCUUCCUCUACACACUCACCCUCCUCUACAUCUUCACCUUCAUCUACAUCUUCACCCUCAUCUAUACCUUCACCCUUAUCUACAUCUUCGCCUUCAUCUACACCAUCACCCUCAUCUACAUCUUCUCCUUCUUCUACACCAUCAUCAUCAUCUUCACCACCUUUAUCUACACCAUCACCAUCAGUGACAUCACAACUCUCAUUUACUUGUCACCGUCAUCUACAUCAUCAUCCUCAGCUACACCGUCAUCCUCAGCGAUAUCCUCAUCUACACCACCACCCUCAUCUACACCACCUCCCUCAUCUUCAUGUCACCGUUAUCUACACCACCACUCUCAUCUACACCAUUACCCUAAUGCACACCAUCACCACUAUUUACCUCCUCAUCCUCAUCUGCGCCAUCACCCUCAUAUAUACAUCAUUACCCUCAGCUACUCCACGACCUUCAUCUAUACCAUCACUCUCAGCUACAUCCUCACCGUUAUCUACAUACCCGUGA
Haliotis rubra (blacklip abalone) is the source of this 1350-nucleotide messenger RNA. Its product is annotated as putative protein TPRXL. NCBI's taxonomy places the organism in Eukaryota, Metazoa, Mollusca, Gastropoda, Lepetellida, Haliotidae. The record is from RefSeq and is a predicted model, not a curated record. The transcript has a single exon. The annotation marks the transcript as partial.